AUGAUUGUGCCACCCGUAGACCUUGCUAUAUGGGCUGCUCGCGAUUCGCCUCACGACCGUUGCGUCUUGCGAGAAAUGGGAGGGGCAGGAGCAGGAAAUCGAGGAGUCGCCCAGUCGGCAGUGCAGGAGAAACGACAUCUGAAAAUACAGGAUGGCAUUGGGAUAUUCGCAACAUUUUUACUUAUUAAUGUCGAUUCAUAUCCAACAGGAUCACCUAUUUACGUACGUCCGACACGACCUUUGCUCACUGAAGUUACAGAAGGCCUCGGAUAUGGAUUUAUAAUGCCAUACUACGUUCUCGUUUCGACUAUGGCGUCAUCACUCGGAGUUAUCAUUCUCGUACUUUACCUCCAUCUAACCAGCAGGAAAGCUGUGAAAACUGUCGGACAUGAGUUCCGUGAAGGCCUGGGGCAUGAAGGACAUGAGAGAGAGAAUUGGUCUACGAGGACGGUAACCGCAAGUCAAAUAAUACGGAUGACAGCUGAACCGGANGCCAAGACGCAGAUGGAGCAGAAGCCACCUGAAGGCACGAGACAGAAAGAGCAAAGUUCGAAGGAGAAGAAAGAUGAGGAGCAGAAGGAGCAAAAAUCAGCUGAAAAGGAGCAGAAGUCUGCCGAGAAGGAGCAGAAAUCCGCUGAGAAGGUGCAGCCAUCGGCUGAGAAGGAGCAAAAGUCCGGAGAGAAGGAGCCGAAGUCGGGCGAGAAAGAGCUGAAGUCUACUGAAAAGGUGCAGAAGUCGAUUCAGAAGGAGCCAAAGUCGGCUGAGAAGGAGCAGAAAUCUGGGGAGAAGGAGCAGAAGUCCAGUGAGAACGUGUUGAAGUCUACCGAGAAGGUGCAGAAGUCGAUUCAGAAAACACAGAAGUCUGCUCAAAAGGAUCAGAAAUCGGCUGAAAAGGAGCUGAAGUCCGCAGAGAAGGAGCAAAAGUCAGCCGAGAAGUCAGCUGAAAAGGACGUCACGAAGCAGAAAGAGCUGAAGUCGGCAGAAAAAGAGCAAAAAUCAGCAGAGAAGCCAUCAAAAGAAUCGACGAAACAACGUCUGAAGAACUUCUUUUCUUCAUUCUUCAAGUAA
Haemonchus placei is the source of this 1068-nucleotide messenger RNA. The record is from the annotation of a GenBank genome assembly. NCBI's taxonomy places the organism in Eukaryota, Metazoa, Nematoda, Chromadorea, Rhabditida, Trichostrongylidae.